Molecule: messenger RNA, 1506 nt
Organism: Carcharodon carcharias (great white shark)
Lineage: Eukaryota; Metazoa; Chordata; Chondrichthyes; Lamniformes; Lamnidae
Gene: otud5a
Product: OTU deubiquitinase 5a
Exons: 9
Coding region: 184-1236 (350 amino acids)
Biological process (GO): protein deubiquitination
Molecular function (GO): K63-linked deubiquitinase activity; cysteine-type deubiquitinase activity
Source: RefSeq, a predicted model, not a curated record
GGGGGGGGCCUCAUCCCCGCCUCCGGCAGCCCCGGCGGGCCCCAGGAGCAAGGAGCCGGCUACAACAGCGAGGACGAGUACGAGACGGCGGCCAGGGAGCAGCUCCAGGACCCGGCCAAGGUGGAGCAGGAGCACUGGUUCGAGAAGGCCCUCAGCGAGAAAAAAGGCUUCGUCAUCAAGAAGAUGAAGGAGGACGGUGCCUGCCUUUUCCGAGCAGUCGCCGACCAGGUAUACGGCGAUCAAGACAUGCACGAUGUGGUCAGGAAGCACUGCAUGGAUUACCUGGUGAAGAACGCCGACUACUUCUCCAACUACGUGACCGAAGACUUCAGCACCUACAUCAACCGCAAGCGGAUGAGCAGCUGCCAUGGCAACCACAUCGAGAUGCAGGCCAUGGCGGAGAUGUACAACCGGCCUGUCGAGGUGUACCAGUACAGCAUGGCCGGGGAGGAGAAUCUCGAGCCAAUAAACACGUUUCACGGCAUUCACCAGACGGAGGACGAGCCCAUCCGGGUGAGCUACCACCGCAACAUCCACUACAAUUCCGUGGUCAACCCCAACAAGGCCACCAUCGGGGUGGGCCUCGGCCUCCCAGCCUUCAAACCCGGCUCGGCAGACCAGUCGCUGAUGAAGAACGCCAUCAAAACCUCAGAGGAGUCGUGGAUUGAGCAGCAGAUGCUGGAAGACAAAAAGCGGGCCACGGACUGGGAGGCCACGAACGAGGCUAUCGAGGAACAGGUGGCCCGAGAGUCAUACCUGCAGUGGCUGCGUGACCAGGAGAAACAGGCCCGACAGCCCCGCAAAGCCUCUGCCACGUGUAGCUCUGCAACAGCUGCAGCGAGCAGCGGGUUGGAAGAGUGGAGCGGGCGCUCGCCCAGGCAGCGGAGCCUGGCCUCGUCGCCGGAACAUUCCGACCUCCACGCGGAUGCCGCCGUGAAGCCCCCGUCGCCCGGCAGUGCCGCGGCGCUUGUCCUAGCGAAGCCCCCCUCGCCCUGCGCACCAGGUACAAGUAAUCAGAUGAUUGGCGAGCGAGCGAUGUCUCCGGCAGUCUCGUUCUGUCCCGCCAUUGACUGCCGGGCGAUCAUGCAGCAGAUGUCGCCCACCGCGUUCGGCCUGGCUGACUGGGAAGACGAUGAAAUUCUCGCCUCGGUACUGGCUGUGUCCCAGCAGGAAUACCUGGACAGUAUGAAGAUGGGCAGGGACUCAUACAGAGAGCCUUCCCCAGACAACAGCUGAUGGACAGCUUCCUCUACCCUCACCUCCACCCUACCCGCCCCAGCUCUCCAGUCCUGCCCUGUUGUCACAUGGACUUCAUUCAGUACUCUGCGAACCCCUGUCCCCAGCCAUUCCCCUUCCAGUGCUAGACACACACACAGACUCUUUUGUUUGUUUCUCGAAUUACAUGCAUGUAUGGAACUUAAAUAACAAAAAUGAUGAGAUGUAAUAAUGUUGCACCCACCAUAAUACUGACGUUCAGUCUUAGACAAUAUAAUUUUUUUUUGUUUA